CACUGUUGCCCCUUUGUGAACACUAAAGUCGUGUUUUUUAUGCGUAAUUUAAGAAAGUAAUUAGUAAUUUUCUGAAUUAUGCGUAACCUCAAGUUGCAGUCGUGCAAACAACUGGACUUAAAAGUGUCCAAUGUUAAAUACCUGCUACUGGAUCCAAACGCAAGCCGAAAGGAGGCUGAUACACUUGUCUAUGUAGUGACAGAUUCUGAAGUGAACGAAGUAAAAACAUCGACCGGGAGCAUAAAAGAAAUAGCCUCCGUUCCUGGUAUCGUAGCAGCAGAGUAUUUGGCGCUAAAUAAUGAGAUUUGCCUGGCCACACAGGCAGGCGAAGUACUCGCUGUUUCACCCAGCACCGGAACCAUCAACGAGUGCACUUUUUGUGGGGUAGGUUUGCAGUGCAUGGCAUGGAGUCCUGAUCAGGAAGUUGCUGUUUUUAUAACAAAUUCAGGCAAUGUUGUUGUUAUGACUUGCACCUAUGACGUCAUAACCGAGCAUGUGUUGGAGGAACAAUGCGAUCCCGACAGCCAAUUCGUUAAUGUAGGCUGGGGUAAAAAGGAAACACAAUUUCAUGGUACGGAAGGUAAGGCAGCCGCUAAAACGAGAAACGAUUUCAAGCCACCGGCGAAAGUAGAGGAACUGCCACAAGAUGUGAAUAUUACAUGGCGCGCAGAUGGCGCUUACUUUGCCGUAUCAUUUGUUAGUUCUGAAGCGGGUCGCAUGUUCAAAGUGUUCAAUAAAGAAGGCGAUUUGACAUAUAUAUCUGAGCGUUGGAAUGAUUUGCAACCACCGAUCGCAUGGCGACCUUCGGGCACUUGGAUUGCAGUGCCUCAAAUGUUUCCCAAUAAAAGCACCGUCGCUCUGUUUGAAAAGAAUGGCUUGCGGCAUCGUGAAAUCGUACUGCCGUUCUCAUUGAUCGACGAGCCCAUACGUAGUCUGCGCUGGAGUAACGAUUCAGACAUACUCGCAAUUGAAACGUUAGAUUCAACCGCGCAAAAGCAACGCCUGUACUUUUAUACGAUCGCAAAUUACCAUUGGUAUCUAAAGCAGGUGCUAACUUUUGACAGAACGGAUCCUAUUGCAUACCACUGCUGGGACCAACGAAUAGGCGAGGAAAAGACUUUGCACGUGUGGCUAGAAAGUGGUAGAUACCUAAUUUACCGCUGGCGAUUCGAUUUCGAUCGCUAUGCACGCAGUGGCAUUGUGGCUGUCAUCGACGGUAAAAAGUUGCUAUUGACCGACUUUUCCAAGGCAAUUGUGCCACCGCCAAUGUGUAGCAAAGAAAUUGAGUCAGAUACGUACAUCAACGCAUGUGUCAUUUCAAGAAAUAAUAACGGAAAUUUGCAGUUGUGCAUUUACGACGCCAAUGAGCAGUUGCAGCUGUUUGUAGCGAACCAUGUUGAGAAUUCACUAGCUUUUGAGAAAGUUUGCGUUUUAGAAAAGCUACAAACAUAUUUGGGGGAGUACAAUACACCACCAUCGGAGCUGGGCAACUUGUUUUGGUUCGAUGAAAACUACUUAGUAGCAACCGUUAACGUUAAUGAAAAGAGCAAAGUGCUUUUGCUUAUAUUGGAUACUGGAGCGAAAACCUAUGACGUGGUCACUGCCAUACAGCUGAACUCCAACGCGGCUUGCAGCUGCAUGGGAUUUGUUACAUUGGAGCAGUGCUUUGUGCAAACUACGGAUGGAAAAAUUCAGCAACUAUCACAACAAAACGAUACUACGCUCAAAUUGGACAAAACAUACCAAGAACUGGAGCAAGCCGCAUUGCAGCUGGAGUGGCAUCAAACGCAGUCAGCGGAGUCUGAGUGUCUUAUUGCUUUACUACAAAAUCGGCGCCUAUAUAUUGACAGCGAGCUAGUGUCCGGCGACGUGACGUCCUUCUGCUUGGCAGGCAACUACUUAGCCUAUACUAAACUGACUGAAUUGAAUUUCGUGCUACUGUCCACACGCCAACACGUUUACAGACGCAAUAUGGAGCGUGGCGGCAGAAUCGUUACGACUAUGGCGAAUGAUGCGCGUGUCGUGCUACAAAUGCCGCGUGGCAAUUUGGAAGUUAUUUCGCCGCGUGUGCUGGCGCUGGAGAUUAUCGGAAAACAAUUGGAUCAAAAACGCUACAGUGAAGCUUUCAAUAUAUUGCGAAAGCAACGCAUAAAUUUGAAUAUUCUUUGUGAUCAUAAUAUGAUGAGCUUUGUGCAAAACGUAACUAUCUUCUUGAGUCAGAUCACGAAUCCGAAUUGGUUGAACUUAUUCCUGACUGAUCUGCAGAACGAGGACUUUUCGAAAACAAUGUACGCAAGCAACUACACCGCAGCUCACCAAGUAUAUCCCGAUGGCUUCAAAAUCGAAUCCAAAGUGGCAUACCUCUGCGCGCUGUUGUGCGCGCGUAUGGCGGAAAUUAAUAAAGAACGUUUUCGAUUGCCCAUCAUUACGGCGUAUGUGAAAACAGGCAAGCUGGAGCAAGCGCUUCAAUUGAUUUGGCAAGUGAAGAAAGAGCAGAUUGAAUUGGCGAAACAGUCAGAGGGCCCGGUGCAAGAAGCAGCCGAGGAGGCGCUCAAAUAUUUACUCUACCUAGUCGAUGUAAAUGAAUUGUAUAAUGUCGCCCUAGGCACGUACGAUUUUGGUCUGGUGCUUUUUGUCGCGCAAAAAUCGCAAAAAGAUCCGAAGGAAUUUUUGCCAUUCCUCAAUGAACUAAAACAGCUGGAGGUGAAUUAUCGCAGAUUCAAAAUCGAUGAGCACUUGAAGCGCUAUGAAAAGGCGCUGGAAAAUAUCUCCAAAUGUGGCGUUGAAAAAUUCUCCAUAGCUUUGGAGUUCAUCCAGCUGCACGAGCUGUAUAAGCUGGCAUUAAAGUUUUACAAAAUAGAUGCAGAAGAAAAUGAAGCGAAAGAAGGGCAACAUUCUUUGCGGGAAUGCCAGCGUCAGAUCUGUUUAGCUUUUGCAGACUAUCUGCGCGCUAAGAAUGAGCUCGAAAGUGCGAGUAUUAUGUACGAGCGUGGCGGCGAUCUCACACAAGCGCUGCUCAGCGCCAAAAACGUAUUGGAUUGGCGGCGUGUUUUGAUGUUGGCGCAAAAGGAUGGAAAGGAUAUAGCGACGGCGGCAUUAUCCAUGGUAUCUGCGCUGCAAGAGCAAGGUCGGUACGACAUUGCCCAUCAGCUGCUCAAAACGUAUGGCACAAACUUCAAAGAAGCGCUGCAAUGCCUGCUCAAGGGUAAUCUCUAUUUGGCAGCGAUUCUGGAAGUCCACAUGAACCGUCAAGAGAUCGAUUUACUAGAUGAGGUCGUAAAGCCAGACUUGAUUGCAUACAGCAAGCAAUUGGCACAGCAGUUGGCUGAUGAUGAAAAGCUCUUCGUUGAGCACAAACAACGUUUGCAUGAUGUGCGUGUGCUGGCGCAAAAAAAGCGCGAUGGACUCGUGAAUUGUUAUGAUCAGCCAGAUAUUGACGAGGCAGAUUUGCUGUCUGACACUACCAGUUUGCGCUCAUCACGCUACACGGGUAGCUCGCAAGGCACUGGCAAAACAUUCCGCUCGAGCAAGAAUCGGCGAAAGCACGAACGAAAAUUGCUAAGUCUCAAGCCGGGCAAUCCAUUCGAAGACAUCGCACUUAUCGACGCGCUGUAUAAUCUAGUCAUGAAGUUGGCCAAUCAGCAGCAACAGAUGCGUGACACAUGCAAAGCCUUAAUUGAAUUGCAGCUGGAUGAAGUGGCUGGGGCGCUGCAAACGCAAUACGGUCACUUAUUGACGUUGAUGCAAGACUCCUUCGAUGCGAUAUGGACAGACGAAAUGGUGAAUACGCAAGCAAUGCAGUACAAACCAACACCUUACACCGAUUACACACAACUGCAAAAUGAGCAACGCUACGCUGUGUUAGCUCCUCAAAAGCGUUUCAAGCCGCAAAUAAAUCUUAUUGAUUGGAAGUGUGAAAUACUGGCUUAAGCGUGCACGACACAUACAAAUCAAAUUAACCAACAAAUCACUAACAUCUUCAGCUGCAAGCAUGCGCACUUUGCUUGGUCUUGGUCUGGUGUCUAAUCGUCUAGCAUAGCAUAAAUUAGCGUAAAGUACUUUAGUAAUUAAUCAAAUUUGUAUUUACAAGCAACAUUUUUAUGUACAAAUGUACACGUAUACAACAACAGUAAAACAUUGUAAUAAUAAAAAUAUGUGUAUGUAUAUAAAUUGCAAUGUUUACGUUAAAUUUGGUGCAUACGUAGUUGAUUAAAACAGAAAGUGAAACUCUUUUAUGUUAAAUGAAAAAUUAUGCAAAUGUUUCUCUUUUUUUUUUAAUGAAAUGUUUUUACUUUUUUCAAAUACUGCUCAACCUGCACGCUUCUGAUUGAGUGCGUGGUUUGAUGGGUGCCUGGCGAUAGUUGGGCAACCGUGAAAAUCGAUGUUUUUAAAUAAGAAAUUAAAACUUACACCGUGCAAAUAUACAGAUUCCUAUAUUACUUUCACCAA
Molecule: messenger RNA, 4449 nt
Organism: Anastrepha obliqua
Lineage: Eukaryota; Metazoa; Arthropoda; Insecta; Diptera; Tephritidae
Gene: Elp1
Product: elongator complex protein 1
Exons: 6
Coding region: 79-3930 (1283 amino acids)
Biological process (GO): tRNA wobble base 5-methoxycarbonylmethyl-2-thiouridinylation
Cellular component (GO): elongator holoenzyme complex; cytosol
Molecular function (GO): tRNA binding
Source: RefSeq, a predicted model, not a curated record